CAGCCGUGUUAGUCUGUAUCCGCAAAAAGUUUUUUUUUUAUUAAAAAAAAAAACUGUUCCGAAGGGAAGAAGCUGGAGUGCUAGAGCUGGAAUAAAGAAUCCAGAUUUUCUUACAUUAGCACUAAUAGCAAAUAAUAAUAAUAAUAAUAAAUAAUAACUUCAAUUUCCAUGGCACCUCUCAUUCUUGUACUGUAGCUUGUUAUAGUUUACAAGGGAAAUCUAAUCCAGCCUAAUACUAAUAAUGGAGUGCCAGCCUCUGCUGAAAGGUCCUAGAAGCCCCAGCAAGCUGCCCAGCUGGACACUGUUUCUGGCAGUUUGUGCUGUUGGAAUUGGAGGGACAUUUCAAUAUGGAUAUAAUGUUUCCAUUAUCAAUGCACCCACCGGGCACAUCCACAAAUUCCUAAAUGAAACUUGGAGCAGUCGCUAUCAGAUGGAACUGAAUCCCAGCUUGCUGACUCUCCUCUGGUCUGUCAUUGCUUCCAUAUUUUCCCUUGGAGGUCUGUGUGGAGCUCACAUUGGAGGCAGCAUGGCGAUUAGAUUAGGCAGAAAAGGAGCUCUUCUGGUGAACAAUUUCAUAGCAAUACUGGCCUCCAUUUUAAUGGGGAUCAGUUUUCCAACAGGAUUGUUUGAGUUAUUGAUGGUUGGCAGAUUUUUGAUUGGCGUAAACACAGGUGUUGGCAUCUGUGUGCAACCACUCUAUAUAGGGGAGGUUGCCCCAAAACAUCUCCGAGGUGCUAUGGCCAUGGGCAGUUCCAUAUUUUUGACUGGAGGAAUUCUGACAGGACAAAUAAUUGGUCUAAGGGAAUUACUUGGUGGAGAAAAGUAUUGGCCUUUCUUGCUCUCCAGCAGCUGUUUCCCAGCAUUAGCCCAACUAUUCUUUCUCCCAUGGUUUCCUGAAAGUCCCAGGUAUCUUCUUAUUGACAGAGGGGAUGAGAUGAAAUGCACCAAGGCUUUGAAGUGUUUUCAUGGACCCUUGCACUACCAGGAGGAGAUGGAAGAUAUACAGAGAGAACGUUUUGCCUUAAAUGGGGAGAAACCCAAGAAACCAUGGCAACUAUUUGGUGAUCGCAGUGUAAAGUGGCAGCUCAUUACUGUGAUUGUGAUGACUAUGGGCCAGCAGCUCAGUGGGAUAAAUGCUAUUUAUUUCUAUGCAAGUUACAUUUUUAAACAAGCUGGGAUCCCUUCAGAAAAAAUUCCAUAUGUUACGCUGGGCACGGGAGCUUGUGAAUGCCUCACAGCCCUCACUUGUGGUUUGCUGAUUGACUACAUGGGAAGAAGACUGCUCAUCAUUGGAGGAUACACCCUGAUGAGCUUUUGGUGCAUAGUGUUAACAUUCUCCCUGACCUAUCAGGAGCUGUACCCCUGGGUGCCUUAUUUGAGCAUGGCAUCUAUAUUUGCUUUCAUCCUGAGCUUUGGGUUAGGUCCAGGUGGUAUAACAAAUACACUGACGGCUGAAUUAUUUACACAGUCUUCACGGCCUGCUGCUUACAUGAUAGGAGGAUCUGUUAGUUGGCUGAGUUUCUUCACAAUAGGAAUGCUCUUCCCCUUUAUAGUGAAUGGACUGAAGCAGUAUUGCUUUGUGGUGUUUUUAGUGGAAAGCUUGUUGGUUGCCUGUUUCAUCUUCUUUGUCAUUCCUGAGACAAAAAACAAGUCUUUUCUGGAAAUCAAGCGAGAAUUUCAACACCUUAACUUCAGAGAAAGAAUCAAAGAGAAGGAAGCAGAGCUAUGUGAAAGACGACAGCUCUGCAAUGAAUGUUAGAGUGUACUUUACAUCUCACAGGUGUAAGGCAGCCACAUUAAUGGGAAUUGUACACAUAUGCUCCCAUAUAUUGAGAAAAAUAGUGUUAAGGAAUGUAUUCAAAGAUAGCUUGUCAUAUCAUCAGGUGAAACUUAUUUAAAAAGGUAGACUAAUCUUGCUGGAAUAUCAAAAUACUGUAUUUUAUGUACAUAUACAGUACUGCCUACAAAAGAGACUCAAUUCAAUAAAAACGUUGAGACACAUUUGGCUAAUGUACACAUGCAGAAACAGUGCUGAUUACCUGGUCUCAUGGAGUACAGACUUCAUUGGGAAUUGCUGCAAACAGUCAAUGUGAAUCCAUGGCAUGCCUCACACUCUAACCACAUAAGGUGUCAAUAUGAAGAAUUUGGGAGACUGCGAUGGGGUGGGAGCAUCACUUCUUGAAAUAAAAUGUAGCUAUAACUUUAAUGUGAUAUUAGAAUGCUGAACAUUUAAGAAUGGCCACAGUGAAUGCAAACCUACUGCUAACUGAAAUAUUCUAGUUCAGCAGUUCUCGAACUUUAUUACAGCGUGACCCCCUUUUGAAAACAAAAAUUACUACAAGACUCCAGGAUGGGGGACUGA
Molecule: messenger RNA, 2362 nt
Organism: Chrysemys picta bellii (western painted turtle)
Lineage: Eukaryota; Metazoa; Chordata; Testudines; Emydidae
Product: solute carrier family 2, facilitated glucose transporter member 11-like
Biological process (GO): monosaccharide transmembrane transport
Cellular component (GO): plasma membrane
Molecular function (GO): hexose transmembrane transporter activity
Source: RefSeq, a predicted model, not a curated record